Molecule: messenger RNA, 5676 nt
Organism: Schistosoma bovis
Lineage: Eukaryota; Metazoa; Platyhelminthes; Trematoda; Strigeidida; Schistosomatidae
Source: the annotation of a GenBank genome assembly
AUUCAUUGUGAUUUGUUACUAUUAUCACCAUGCUAGUAUCUGAUGUUGACCGAAAUGCCGUCAGUUUGACAACCUUACAAACCAAAGACAUCACAAGUUUACAGUUAAGUACGCCACAAACUGUAACUACAUUUACCACAUCAACAAGAGAAUCUGCUAUGUCUACUUCGAGUGAUAUCCUAGGAAAGCAAGAAAGUCAAAAUGCUAAUGCUCUUUCUGCUGAACAAGCGAUAGUUAGUUUACUUGAACGUACAAAAUACACUUACGUACAAGAGAAUGGGCAGAGACGUUACGGACCUCCACCAAAUUGGCAAUGUGAGGCACCUCCAAGAGGUUGUGAGGUAUUUAUUGGCAAAAUUCCCAGGGACUGUUUUGAAGAUGAACUUAUUCCCGUAUUCGAACAAAUUGGACCAAUUUAUAUGUUUCGAUUAAUGAUGGAACUUAAUGGUAUAAAUCGAGGCUUUGGCUUUUGUGUAUACACUAACAGAGAAGAUACUAAACGAGCAGUUCAAGAACUUAACAAUUAUGAAAUUAGAAAAGGAAAAACAAUCGGAGUAUGCUUAAGUGUAGAUAACUGUCGUUUAUUUGUUGGAGGAAUACCCAAGAAUAAAACAAGAGAAGAAAUAUUAUCUGAAAUGAAACGAGUAACAGAUGGAGUCAAAGAUGUAAUAUCGUAUCCAAGCGUAACCGAUAAGACAAAAAAUCGUGGAUUCGCAUUCAUCGAGUACGGCAGUCAUAAAGCAGCUGCAAUGGCCAGACGAAAACUACUUCCCGGACACAUUCAUUUGUGGGGUCACCAAAUAGCUGUUGACUGGGCCGAACCAGAAAGAGAGGUUAAUGAAGAUAUCAUGUCAAAAGUCAAGAUUUUAUAUGUUCGCAAUCUAAUGCUGUCAACUACAGAAGAGAGUUUACGUGAUUCGUUUAUUAAAGCUGCCGGUGGUGAUCCUAACAGUGUUGAAAGAGUAAAGAAAAUAAGUGAUUAUGCGUUUAUUCACUUCAGAGAGCGUGAACAAGCUUCACAAUGUUUGCAUACUUUAAACGAUACCUAUAUUGAUGGUUCAAAGAUAGAAGUUACAUGGGCAAAACCAGUUGACAAGAAUGAGUUAAACACUCGACAACAGCCCUCUCGUACACCUGGAAGAUUAAUAAAUGAAUUAAUUUUAUCAAAUGAUCAAAACAUGAUUGCCGCAGCUACAGCUGUUGUAGCAGCUGGAGGGAUGUUGCCCCAAUUGGAAUCAACAUCACCAUUUUUUUUACCAUCUCAAGGCACGCCUGUGGGAACUGAUCUUUUACCAACUAAUUCAGAUGUUUUAAACUCCGGGCGAACAGAUAAUAAUCUUGGAAGUCCUAGUUGUAUGAAGCUGAAUUCCUCAAGAACGGGCCGAAGGAAUGCGGCUGGUAGUCGAAGCGCUGGAGCCCAAAAGGAUCGUAAACAUCCUGUAGAAAAGUUACAGCAACGUCAGUUGAAUCCGUUAGCUCUUUUAGAGAAUUUAAAUGAUCUAUGUUUACGUGAUGGUCUUGGUUCUCCGAUAUGUAGUGCAAUACCAGUUGAUUUCAUUGAUUCAACUACAGGAAAUAAGUUUCAGUUGUAUGUUGGACAGGUUUAUAUUCCCAAACUACAAUUUCGAUGCAACACAAGUCGGUAUUAUUUAACAUCUACUGAGGCUAAACUGGGUGCUUCUGAAAUAGCUAUUCAAAGUCUUCCAUUUAACCCUUUUAACUUGAAUGAAGCAUUCACAGCUAGUUAUGCACUGCCAAUUAAUCCAAGUGUAAUGCAUACAAAUGCAGCAUUUAUGCCAUUACCAUUAUCAAACAAUUUACCAAAUACAUCAACUCCACUGAAUUUAUUACAAUCUCAAACAAAUGUUCUACAAUUAUCUGGUACAACAAAUUUUCCUAUAAAUACUACUGGUUUAGCAAAUGUAACGGGUAAUUUAACCAAUAAUAAUAAUAAUGUUAAUCUACAAAAUGAAUGUACUGCUGGAACCAUAAUCAAUAAUGCGUUUGAUUAUUCAACACAGUUAUUUUCAAAUGGAACAUUAGGAAAUGGUGGACUUAUUAAUGCAACAUUUAACAAUCAACCUACUUAUUAUUUUGAUCCAAAUUCCAUUUCAACCGCUGCUGCAACAGCUAUGUUGGUUGGACCAAAUGGAUUAAGUACCGUCAAUAGCAAUGCUAUACCACAAAUUAUUGGACUGCAACAAUCAUUAAACAAUUGCAGUAAUGAAUUAGAACAAAACUGUUCAUCUUCUUCUACUAUUGGACAAUCGUUAAACUCUUUGUCACCACUAGCAGGUUUAUAUAAUUUUGGUUUACAAAUACCAUUAAUUUCAACAUCAGCUUUAUCACAAUCACAACCGACAACUAAUGCAACUUCACAAUCGGCAACGGUAAUGAAUUUAUUGAGUCAGUCAUAUACAAAUCCUGUUUCUGUACUCAAUGGUACUCUAUCAGUUACACAAUCAAUGAAUGAACAAAACCCACAAAUAACUCUCUCUGGUACAAGUUGAUCUGUAAUAUUAUAUUCAUAAAUAUGAAAUUAGUAACUGGUUGAAUGAGAUUUUAAGUUUUCGUAAGUUUUCAAUGGAUAAAUAUCUAAGUGAUGCUUUUUUAUUUGAAGUGAUUUCUUGAAAUUCACGAAUUGUAUUGUUUUGAAUUAAACGGAAUACAUAAAUCCCAAUACCAAAUAUUUUUGCAAUAUAUAUUCUUUCCAUUUAUUUUGUUAUAUAUUCCAUUAUCUUCGUAAAUGGUUUAAUCUUCUUUUGUCUACCUAUAUUUUUCCUUUAUAUUCUUCUUUUAAUUAUCUGUGUAAACUGCUUGUCUAUUUCACUUGUCAUUUAAUCUAAAGAGGGAUUAUUUCCAAACUGUUCUAAACGAUCAGCAAUCAAUAAUAUGGGUAUGAACAAACAUUUUGUGCUGAUAUUUCUUUUAUACACAAUUAGAUACAUAAGCUAAAACACUAUAAACUCUUGAGAUACCGUUGUUCUUUCAUGCAUCUUUAUUUAUGCAACAAAGGUAUUUUGUUUUACUUUUUUUGUAGUCAUUAGUAUUUAAUACAGUCGUUUCACAUUACUACUAUUAUCAGCUUCGGGACAAAAGUUGUUUUUCUAUAUGCAAAUACUUUUACCGUCUUUUUGUGUUUUACGUCCUCUAACAUAAUAGUCAUUAUUACCAUUUUAAUGAAAAAAAGACAUUUUGUAAAUCAUCACCAUUACUAUUAUUAUCCACAUAUUUGUUGUCAUUAACAAUGUUCACGUUAUUAUCGACUAAAUCAAUAGUACAGUCUUAGGUAUGUAGGUCAAGUCUUCGCUGAAAACUGUUCAUCUUUGAUACAAUAUAUAUAUAUAUAUAUAUAUAUAUAUAUAUAUAUAUUGCGAUGAAUGGAAUACUUGUAGAUGUCUAUGUGAAAAGGCAAACUGUUCCCUGAAUGUAAUAUUACAUCGUGUUUAAUGUGUUGAAUAUAUUGACAAUAUUAUUUCAUGAUGUUUUUAUGAUAUCCAUUUAUUUACUUGCUUUGUUUAUUCAGUGAAAAACGUGGACAAUAAAAAAAGUUAUAUAUCUAUCAUCCAACUUAAAUGACAUUCAUUUACAAUAAGGUUUUUUGUGAAAUACCAUCCUCAUUCUUAUUUAACCACUUAACAAUACUGAACCUAUAAUAGAAAUAUAAUCAACAUUUUAUAGAGAACAUAAUUAGUAAACAAAUAGUUAUUGUGUAAACUAUCACUAAUGUUUAUUCGUUUACAAUUAUUUAAACUAGUAGAAUUACUGAAAAGGAAAGUGUAAGCAAUAAAGUUUUGUACAGGGCAAUUGCAUUUUAUGUACUCAUGUAUGUGUCAGUAGCAACAACAACAAAACCAUGGUUCAUUUACCUAUUUACUUUUAGUAUUUACAAUACUAAAGUUAUAUAUAUAUAAAUCUUGUGAACGAUGUAUUAGAAUUUGUGUACGAAGUUUUUUUUACGUUUAUUCAUUUAUGCACCUACUAGUCCAUUCUUCUUGUUAAUGUUAAAAACGUCUAAUUGGAAAACUGUAUGCAAAGAUAAUAUUUCGUAUUUGUAUUUUUCUUCUCUUUUAAAACUAAUUUCUCUAUCAAAAUUGUUCAAAAUGUUUUUUUUAAUCUUCAAUAUUUAAAGAUUUAGUGUUUGUUGUAUGCUGGUUUAUCCUCUUCUUCUUCUUCUUCUUCUCCUUCUUCUCCUUCUUCAGUCACUUAGUGUAAGAACUUUAAACAAAAAAGACACAUUGUCAUUUAAUUAAUUUACUAAAAACGUAAUUAAUCUAAUUAAACGUUUUUAUGUGUUAAUAUUACAGUUAAUGCUUGUUUCAAAAUAAUAUAUUUUCAUUUGUUUAAUAUUUGGAGUAGUUACGGUUGUUUCAUUUCAAGAUAAUGCUUCUUCACAUUUAAUGUCUUUUGGCGGUGAGAUGUAUUUUUAAAUUUUACAAGAUUUCAGAUAAAAGUGAUUUGGUGAAUAUCACUGAUAAGUUUACUAGAAAAAUUAAUCUUCAGAUAGAUUCUUUGCAGAGAGUUCUAACAUAACAAUCACCUGAUCAUAAACAACUUAAAACCUGGUACAUAUUUAUAUUGAUUCAUAUUAUCCCACUAUUUCAACACAGCGAGGUGAAAUUGCCAAAAUAGAGGCUAGAGUAGUGGUAGUCGUAAUAGCAUCAGUGAUUGUAGAAACAUUGAGCUUGAACCAUCUGAUUCCAGAAGAAAGAGUGAAUGAGGGGAAUGUAUUUGAGCCACAUCACCAUCAUCUACAAUCAUUGGCCACGAUAAUCGCUAGGACUUCAACCACGUAGUUAGUACUUAUCAAUAAGGCCUUAUCUACAAGUCACUGACUGUAUGAAAUUAUUUCGCAGCUCUGUUUAGUCUCCUAUAGGUUUCUUCUGUCCUACCCCUACACGAACAAACAUCAUAUGUUUAGGUAGACAGUGGUCGGGUAUACGCAAUACAUGUUCCAACAAAUCGGGAAUCAAUCAAGAAACGUUUGAUAACAUUGAAUAAGAAUCGCACCAUAUCAAAUUUAUUAUAGCUUAAAAAUGUUGACUACUAUUUACCACCUCACUAUUCUAAAGGUAUUUUGUCUAUUACAAGAUGUGCAGGUAAUCAAUUUAACUUAGCACUAAGUCUUGAAUGGCAAUGCCGAAAAGUUCUAAUUAAGUGUACAACAGCUGUCUUCAAAUUAAACGAUUCUCCAUAAACUACUGGAUAAAACAAAAAAUCGAACGUUUACUAUUACAGAUUUUGAAUAGGUAAACAAUCAUGUUCACACAGAACGAUGGCCGUCAUCUUUACUCUCAUUUAGCCUAUAUAAUAAUAUUGUAGUGAACAAGAACACAAGUGGGGACAAUCGAAUGUAUUUUAAUACAAAAUUACAGAACAUCUUAGUAAAAUCUGAGAACCAUACAGUAAAUACUUUAUUUGUAAAAUAUCAAUCAAUUGUCUCCUUUUCAAAUAUCAGUCAAUUGUCUCAGAUUUCAUUGAUCCUGCAUUUUCAAACUAUGUUUUCUAUUACCGUUGGUAAUGUUAUUAAUUCUACUAAUUUGGGGUUUAUCGUGAUAAUGUCACCUACUAUACCAAUAUGAUUGGGCACAUAGAACCGGUUCAGUGAUACUGAAAACUAACUUGAAAUAUUCGGUCACCUGGAGCUCCUCUGGGGCUACUGCCGGUCCCAAGCCC